Cordyceps militaris CM01 is the source of this 687-nucleotide messenger RNA. RefSeq lists its product as uncharacterized. The transcript is spliced from 2 exons. The coding region runs from base 1 to 687 and encodes 228 amino acids. The record is from RefSeq and is a predicted model, not a curated record. Lineage: Eukaryota; Fungi; Ascomycota; Sordariomycetes; Hypocreales; Cordycipitaceae.
AUGAACACCAGAAACUGGAAUGAUACAUUCUGGCUCACCCACGAUACUCUCUACUCCAACGGCGUGCCGAGGAACCACCCGAUCCUGCUGCAGACUGUCCGUCGCUUUCACGUCGACGCCCUCACUCAUGUCAGCUCAAAGAGCCACCGGUGCCGCGGGCCUGUGGAAUUGACUGACAACACAAGCCCAAAGAACCAGUGGUUUCUGGUGAUUGAGGGGGAAACUAUGCAGGCGUGCCUGAGCAUGCAGCCGUGCGAGAAUGUCAGGACGGGCGGGUGCGGGAUUCUGACGCUGCAAAUCAUGGACUGCUACGAGUCCACGCCUCUGGACCUCCUGCACCGACAGACGUACUACUGCCACCGGGAGAGCCUGACAGCCAAGGCGGUCCUUGAAACGCUCUUCUUCAAUGGUUGGCACAAGUACGAAAUGAUGCCAUUGGAGUCGGGUUUUCUGUGCGGACGGCGAUACCACAUGUUGGCCAUGCUUUAUGACCUCCAAGACACAGCUUGGAUAGGGCAUAGAAGCCUUCAGGACAUGGAAAUAUUCGACUUUCUCGAGCGCGAGUACGUCCCUGGUCAGUGGACCGCCGACAACAGAAGACAACUGCUGAGCAGGGCCUUUCCGAUCAGAGCUGGGCGAUUUCGACCGGACGUGGGCAUGACCGGCUGCGCGUGGGUCGAGGGAUGA